AUGAACGAACUGGUUGGGGCAACCGCUGCGUUACUCUAUCCGAUAACCCCAACAACAACGUCAUCGGCCGGCAAUGUUGCCCUGGAUGAUGAUCAUUAUAAUUUAUUUUCGGAGAGUGUUAAUUUUGUAUUGAUGAAUAUUUCAAAUAAUUCAACAAAUGGAACAGUAACAGAAACACAACCAAUCGAUUUAUUCUUUUCUUUGAGUUUGGGAUUAACAGUUGUUUGUGGAUUGUUGUUUUCUUAUCUUAUUUUGAGACAUUAUACAAAGCAUUCACCAUUAUCUUGGUUUUUAUACAUCCCUCUCGUACUUACAUUCUCUCUCCUUUUCACAUCAGUUUGCAUGGUCUGUAUUGAUUUGGCUGCUGCUAGGUCUGUUGAUAUGUCAUCGGCUAAAACCGAUGCCAAUAGAGCACUAGAAAUUGCUUGGCGUGUUAUUUAUUGGACCUGUUUCGUUUUGGCUCAGGUUUUACUCCCACUUUUCAAGGGAUACCAAUUUACAGGUGAAUUUAAGGGCAUCUUUAAACUCUUGAAAUCAAUUGUUAUGAAUUUAUUGACCAUUUCUGUAAUGUUAGGCAUUGGUGUUGCUGGUUUAGCAGGAUUUUUGAUUUAUAUUGCGGUAGUGGAUGAUAUCAAAAAUGUGACAUUUAACAUGCUUCUUGGUUUGGCUCUUUCAUUGUCCAACCUUGUAGGUCUGUCUCUAUUGAUUACUUUACUCGGAUAUGGUAUUGUUGUGUUACCAAGAACAUUGUGGGAAAUCUCUAACGAUCAAAGACAACUCAGAAUGUAUGAAUUCAAAACUGUUGGACUCUUGGAAAACCUCAACGAUACUGAAGAUGAAGUAAUUGAACUCAUUUCAGUUUGUAAGAAACUCCACAGUACUGUUCCUGAAAAUCACAAGGAAAGAAAGAACGUACUCAGAAUGAUGAAAACUGUUGAUAAGGUCAUUGAAGAUCACCCUCAACUCCAAAAUGCUAGACUCAGAGAUAGAUUUGAACCUGGAUUACUUCCUGCAGUAGAAACGCUUACAAGAUGGCAACUCGUAAACAUUCACAAAAAUCUUGUAAAUGCUAUUCUUGAAUUUAGUAUUAACCAAUAUCAAUGGAAGCAUUUGCAAAUUCAAGCUUUCAUACUUCAAGAUAUUGUCGAUUCAAAGAGCAAUGGUUCUAGAAAGAUUGAUUCCCCUUUCCGUAGAUGGAGAUUUUCAUUUGUUCAAAAGAUGCUCCAAUUUCCUGAAUGGUUAUUCAGAAAGUUUAUUAGACCUUGGUUCUUGAAGCUUGUUGCUGUUGUAUACGUUCUCUUCUCCUUGAUUCUCUUGUGGUGUCAAUUUACUCCAUUAUUUAAGAAUGUUACAACUGUUAAGCUUUCAGUUUUAGAAAUGUUAAUUUCAUCAAUUGGAGAUCGUUUUGUUGUUCAAUUUGUUGCUUUAGGUAUUAUUUCUGUUAUUUUAGCAACAGUAUUGGUAGCUUUAUUUAAUGUUAGAGUGAUGGAAUAUUUCAGAUUGAUUCCAGGUCACACAGAUUCUUACAGUUUGUUCUACACUGCUCAAUUGCUGUGUAGAGUUAUUCCUAGUAUGAUGUUUAACUUCUUGCAAUUGAUUGGUGUCAGUAAGAAUGAUGGUGUUGCCUACUUUAAUAUUUAUGGUGAAUUGAGAAUGGAUGGUUUACUUAAGUUUGGUGUUAUUGGUGGUUUUAUUGUCGAUUACCUUCCAUUAGGUAUUUUCCUUGUUGUCUUUGUUGCAGCAUUCAGAAUUUUAGAAAGACUUGGAACAUUGAUCAACAUUGAAAGAUUCAAGUAUUCAGGUACUGAAAAAGUUACAGAUGAAAGAGUUUUAGAAGGCAGAGAAAUCUUGGCUCGUGUCAGAGAAAGAAAGCUUAAACAUAUUGAAAAAGCUAAAGAAGAAAAUAGAGAUGGAAGCUUUAGUAUUACAAAACUCUUUGACAAGUUGGAUGAACAUGAUGUUGGAUCUGGAUCUUCAAAGAAGAAGUCAUCCAAACGUAAACAAAAUGAAGACGAUGAUGACUCAGAUACCAUCAAAUUUAGUGACAAGUUUUUGGAAGAUAUUGAUCAAUUUGCUGAAAAACCAUCAGAAAGACACUACCAAAGUGGUAGUAAGAAGGAAAAGAGUAAGCCAAGAGGUUUCUCUAGAAUGGAUGACGAAGAAGUCAGUAUGGAUGAUGAUAUACCACUUAAUAGUUAUCGUCCUCAUGAUGAUCUUAUCAAUAAGAUCAGAUCCAACAGAAGUAAGAAGUUUGAAUCAGUUUUGUAAAUAAUAAUAAAUAAUUUAUUCAAUUUUAAAC
Molecule: messenger RNA, 2299 nt
Organism: Naegleria gruberi
Lineage: Eukaryota; Heterolobosea; Eutetramitea; Acrasida; Naegleriidae
Product: LMBR1-like membrane protein
Exons: 1
Coding region: 1-2268 (755 amino acids)
Cellular component (GO): membrane
Source: RefSeq, a predicted model, not a curated record